AUGAAACCGGUUCACACCCAUGGGAAAGACGCCUCGGGCUACCUCUUCGUCUCGGUGAACUCCUUUCACCCUCUAUUGGACAUAAAUCACACCUUUUCACUCAUCUUUAAAGGUUUGUAUUUGCUGAUUCAGAAAAUUUCCCUCCUUUUCCCGUAUCCUACUGACUUGGAACUCGCCCAGACAGUGAUUCAGAUUUGUGUCUUGUAG
Molecule: messenger RNA, 207 nt
Organism: Haemonchus placei
Lineage: Eukaryota; Metazoa; Nematoda; Chromadorea; Rhabditida; Trichostrongylidae
Source: the annotation of a GenBank genome assembly